Messenger RNA from Theobroma umbraticum, 1863 nucleotides. RefSeq lists its product as uncharacterized. The record is from RefSeq and is a predicted model, not a curated record. Lineage: Eukaryota; Viridiplantae; Streptophyta; Magnoliopsida; Malvales; Malvaceae.
AUAUUUUUAUUGUCUUUUUAAACACCGAAAAAGGGCAGAAGAAAAAAAAAAUGGUCUCUCUCUCUCUGUCUCUCUCUCUCUUCUGUGACUUUGUUUGUAUGGAAACAGAGAAAGACAGAGACAAGGGGAGAAACUGAGAGUUAGUGAACUCAAUUAUUGCUUUUCAUGAUCCUAUCUCCUUCUUCAUCAUUAUUUCUAGAUAUUGUUCUUGUUCAAUUACUAGUUCUAUCAUCAGUUAGCUCAAAAUUCUUAACAAGAUUUUUCUUGGUGUUGGGUAGCUAGAAUCCUCUUCCGUUUACUCUCUUUUGGUACUGAAUUUGACUCUUUUUUCCUUUUCUACCUUUUCUAGAUGCUGAAUAGCUCAUUUUGUAUUGAAUUGUCGUUUCAUUUGUUUAAGUAUAUUAAGAAUUUAAUCUAGAAGCUCCCUAGUUUUCGUUUUCCAAUUUUCUUGUGGUUCACAAUUCACUAGUUCAGCCCUUGACUCAAUUCUACCCCAGAGGGGAAAACAGAGUUGUUACUCUGUUCCGAGUGCUCUGCAUGUUUUGGUUCUUGCACUAGAAUUCUCAGAUAAUCCGUAAAGAUAUGAUGUUGUCGGCGAAGUCUGAAUCCGAUAUCACGAGCCUUGCUCCAUCAUCACCCUCAAGGUCUCCUAAACGUCCUGUAUACUAUGUUCAGAGUCCUUCUCGUGACUCUCAUGAUGGAGACAAGUCAUCUUCAAUGCAACCGAGUCCCAUGGAGUCACCUUCACAUCCAUCCUCCUUUGGACGCCAUUCAAGGAACUCUUCAGCUAGCCGGUUUUCGGGGAUUUUCAGGUCAUCUUCGGGGAGGAAGGGGAGCAGGAAGAGGAAUGAUAAAGGCUGGCCUGAGUGUAAUGUGAUUAUGGAAGAAGGGUCCUAUGAUGAGUAUGAGGAUAAGGCGUUUACAAGGCGUUUCCAGGCCUUGGUUGCUGUAUUGACUUUUGCGGUAUUGUUUACAGUGUUUUGCUUGAUUAUUUGGGGUGCCAGCAGGCCUUACAAAGCUGAAAUCUCCGUCAAGAGCUUGGCAGUGCACAACUUCUACAUUGGGGAAGGGUCGGAUUUCUCUGGGGUCCCAACAAAGAUGCUGACGGUAAAUGGCUCGUUGAAGCUGAGUGUAUAUAACCCUGCUACAAUAUUUGGCAUUCAUGUUAGUUCCAACCCCAUUAAUCUCAUUUACUCAGAAAUUCCUGUAGCAACUGGUCAGCUGAAGAAAUAUUAUCAGCCAAGAAAGAGCAGUAGAACUGUAUCUGUGGUAUUGGAAGGGAAAAAAGUUCCACUUUAUGGGGCUGGAUCAAGCUUAACAUUUACCCAAAAUGGUGCUGAAAUUCCAUUGACACUGAAGUUUGAAGUCCGCUCAAGAGGAAAUGUAGUCGGAAAGCUUGUGAGGACAAAGCACCGGAGGCAAAUUUCCUGCCCUUUGGUCAUUGAUUCUACAAGAACCAAGCCUAUUAAAUUCAAGAAGGGGACAUGCACGUAUGACUGAAAGUCCUUUUUUUAUGAUGAUUUGCAUCUUUCUUAUCAUGCAGCAUAAAAUCUCCUGCAGUCUGAGUUGCUGAGCCCCUGCGUUCAAUUGCAAAAUUUGUGUUGAGGGAUCCUGUCAUACCUCUCUCUCUCUCUACUUGGAAGGUUGUAAAUGUUUAUUUUUUUGCUUAUCUUGUGAGUUUUUUAUGGAAAUAAACAAAUGUAUAGAUGACAUAAGAGGCCCUGUCUGCAUGAUUUGCUUAGGAAUGUACAUGGUGAGGUCUCAAUUCAUAGCAGAGCAAGAGAGUUCGAAUGUUGUUGUAUUCCUCCCUCCCAAGCUUUUCUGCUGGAAUAAAGUCAUAAGCAGCAUCAAUUUGUAGCAACA